CUGCUGCAUCGCACUGCUCGCAUUCAACCCUAGGGCAGGCGGACAAAUCGGAAACCCCACUGCCAGAGCUUCUGUCGUGCUCCCCUCAUCAUGAUGAGGGAGCAUCAUGCUUUCCUGCAAGAAGCAAAACCAAUGGCUUGUCUUCCAAGUGAAGUCUUUCAGCUUAUCACAGCAAAUCACCACUAACCUACGCGGCCGCUAUUGUCUUCAAUGAUGUCAGUGCAACAAAUCCAGUCCAAAGGCAUCUUCCACGGCUUGCCAGUAUAUCCGCCUGAGCUCGUCGGACUUACGGCGAUAGUCACCGGAGCAAAUGGCAUUAGUGGACAUUACAUGCUCAAAGUUCUAUCAGAGGAUCCGAAGAGAUGGAAAAGGAUCAUUUGCCUGAGCCGCAGACCACCUCUGAUCGCGGGUGGCUUGCCGGACAAUGCUGAACACAUACCAGUUGACUUUCUGCAGGAGCCGAAGGACAUCGCAGAUGUAUUGCAAGCGCAUAAAGUCGAGGCAGAUCAUGUCUUUUUCUUCAGCUACAUCCAGCCCACGCCGAAAGAAGGAGCUGGACUUUGGACCAACGCACAAGAAUUGGUCGAGGUGAACUCCAAGCUUCUCAGUAACUUUCUUGAAGCGCUGAAGCUUGCUGGAGUGACUCCGAAACGUUUCAUGUUGCAGACUGGCGCAAAGAACUAUGGUGGCCAUCUAGGCCCAACAAGACUUCCUCAAGAAGAGACCGAUCCCCGGGUACAACUGGAGCCAAAUUUCUACUAUCCACAGGAAGACCUGGUCUUCCAAUAUGCGAAAGACACGGGCUGUGGAUGGAGUGUGCAUAUGCCCGGUCCCAUCGUGGGCGCUGUCCCAGACGCUGCCAUGAACAUCGCAUUUCCACUUGCUGUAUAUGCUACCGUGUGUCAAAAGCUUGGACAGCCACUCGAGUUUCCGGGCGAUGCAGCCUCGUGGCAGAUGCACUCGUCAAUGUCUGCUGCACAGAUGAAUGCUUAUCAGGAAGAAUGGGCGGUUCUGCUGGGUCCUCCAAAUCAGCAAUACAAUACGUGCGACAAUAGUGCGUUCACCUGGGAGAAGGCCUGGCCGAGGAUAGCUGGCUGGUAUGGAAUCGAUUCCAAAGGUCCCCAGGACGGCGAUCAGUACGUGGAGUAUCCGAGUCGAUUCAACCCCAGAGGUUAUGGGCCAAAGGGCAUUACGAGACGCAAGUUCAGAAUGGUAGACUGGGCAAAGAAGCCAGAAGUGCAAGAAGCAUGGAAAGAGAUCGUGAAGCAACACGGUCUGACUCAAGAGUUGAAGGACGUUGAUCGAGUCUUUGGCUUCUUGGACGGCUCGCUAUGCCGCCCUGCACCAUUACUGUUCUCCAUGGACAAGAGCCGGAAGCUUGGUUGGCACGGAUUCGUCGAUUCAUCAGAGGCCAUUCUGGAAGUUUUCAAGGACUUUGCGAAGCUGAAGAUGAUUCCUCCAGUGCCUUUGGCAAGAGUCAGCUUCAACUGAGCGGGCGUGGCUUGUGAGCUAGCUUCAAUGCCUCGGCAAACAGCAGGAUCGGGCUGCGAACAAGGUAAGCGUCUCGAGCGAGUUCUAGGACUUAUAUAUGCCCUAAAAGGGACUGCCUCCUCUGAGCCUUCACUGUUCCAAAUACCUCGCCUAGCUGAUGUUACAGAGCCA
This is a messenger RNA of Cercospora beticola, 1662 nucleotides long. RefSeq names its product SDR family oxidoreductase. NCBI's taxonomy places the organism in Eukaryota, Fungi, Ascomycota, Dothideomycetes, Mycosphaerellales, Mycosphaerellaceae. The record is from RefSeq and is a predicted model, not a curated record.